Dermochelys coriacea (leatherback sea turtle) is the source of this 4320-nucleotide messenger RNA. RefSeq names its product RUN domain containing 3B (gene RUNDC3B). The transcript has 11 exons. The record is from RefSeq and is a predicted model, not a curated record. The coding region runs from base 143 to 1648 and encodes 501 amino acids. NCBI's taxonomy places the organism in Eukaryota, Metazoa, Chordata, Testudines, Dermochelyidae.
UGUGCCCCGCCCCCUCCUGCGUUUUGAUUGGCUGGCGGAGCCGGCGCUCUGCGGUCCUGGCAGCUGCGACUCUAAGGUGCCGCGGUUGCUCCGGCUGCCGAGGGCGGGGGACCCCGGCUCCCUCCCUGCCUGUGCCGGCCGGAUGCACAGCAGCACCUGCCGCUCAGACACCGGCACCAGGAGGGGGAGACACGGGGGCCUCGUCCUCCCCUGUGGUGGCGGCCCGGAGAGCAGGAGGCCGGGAACAAAGGCUCCGCGCCAGCCCCUGUGGCUCCACCUGCCGCCCGCGGCGAUGGCUUCCCUCAGCCUUGGGGGGCUGAACGUCUCGGCCCGUAGGAAGAGCGUCCAGUCCCGCAACGCGGCGGUGGAGCGGAGGAACCUGAUCACCGUGUGCAGGUUCUCUGUGAAGACUCUGAUUGAUCGUUCCUGUUUUGAGACUAUUGAUGAUUCUUCCCCUGAAUUUAAUAAUUUUGCAGCCAUUUUGGAACAGAUUUUAAGUCAUCGUCUGAAAGGUCAGAUCACCUGGUUUGGCUAUGAAAGCCCUCGUAGCUUCUGGGACUAUAUCAGAGUAGCUUGCCGUAAGGUUUCACACAAUUGCAUCUGCAGCAUUGAGAAUAUGGAGAAUGUCAGUUCUUCUAGAGCAAAGGGCAGAGCGUGGAUCAGAGUUGCACUUAUGGAAAAACAUUUGUCGGAAUAUAUUUCUGCAGCUCUAAGAGACUUCAAAACAACCAGGAGAUUUUAUGAAGAUGGAGCAAUUGUCCUGGGAGAGGAAGCAAAUAUGCUUGCUGGCAUGCUGUUGGGACUCAAUGCUAUUGACUUCAGUUUCUGCCUGAAGGGAGAGGGAUUGGAUGGCAACUUUCCAGCUGUAAUAGAUUACACACCCUAUCUGAAGUUCACCCAAAGUUCUGAUAGCAUCAGCAGUGAUGAAGAAGAGCUAAGGACUCUGGGAAGUAGCGGCAGUGAAAGCAGUACUCCAGAAAAUAUUGGACCUCCUUUCAUCAUGGAUGAAAACAGUUGGUACAACAAAUGCAAAAGGGUAGAACAGAAGUAUCGACUCACCUUGGAGCAGAAGGGUUAUCUUGAAGAGCUAGUACGCCUCAGAGAAACCCAGCUGGCUGAAUCUGUCUCACAAAACAAACUACUGCUACAGAGGAUUGAAGAUAUGGAUCUAGCACAUAAAAUGGAGAAGGAACAGCUGGAGUACAUAAUUGUAGAGCUCCAGGACCAGCUAACUGUGCUAAAGAAUAAUGAUUUGAGAUCAAGACAAGAGUUAACUACCCACCUCACCAAUCAGUGGCCUUCUCUGGGAGCUCUGGAUGUCAAUGCUGUUGCCUUGGAUACUCUACUCUAUAGAAAGCACAGUCAACAAUGGGAUGAGAAAAGUUUUCAAAGUCUGGACCAACUCUCAGCGGAAGUUAGUCUUUCUCAGACAUCUCUGGACCCAAGUAAUUCACAAGAUGGAGAUGGAAAGCAAGAUGGAUUAAAUUUACUAAGUGAAGUGUCUUCCACAAUUCUGGACAUCUGGGCUGCUCUUGUCUCACUGCUCAUGGAGGCGGAUCAGAAAUUUGGUGUUGCAUGGUCUGGCCACACCCUCUCUGCCCCUUCUUGCUGCCAGAUGAGUUAUUCCCAAUCUGUUAAAUUUGCAUAACAUCAUGAACAAGUAUUCCAUAGAUAACGAAAUAGCUACAUACAUUAGACCAAGAAAGAUGGUCGUACGGUAACAAUUCCACUUAAUAUCUGACCCUCAACUAUUGAGCUAUCCAGAGUGGAUAGAACUGUAGGAGACACUGCUAGCAGAAAGGAAAUCAGUAAGAAAUUUUACAUUCUGGAAUUCAGUGUCUCCCACAAUUCUGGACAUCUGGGAAGUAGUGAGCACUGAACAGAUAUAGGGAGGGUUCUGAAACAAAAGUUUAGUAGGAAAGAAGUCCUCUGUCCCCUUUUUGUGAGCUUGCUCAAAAGUUUAUUUCUGGCCACUGCACACAGCACCUCCCUGCCCAAGGAAGCCUCUGCAGAAGACAAAUUCCACCUUGUAGUACUUAAUGAAGGUGUUAGCUGUAGACCAACUAGCUGUUUUGUAAAUUUCCAAAGUGAACACACUUGCUCAUUCCAACCAGGAGGUUGGUAAGGAUCUUGUGAAGUGUGCUUGAUCCAUUCUGGGACAGAAGUCUCUGAUGAUUUGUAGGCUUCCACAAUACAUAAUCUAAUCCACUGAGUAACAGAGGAUUUGAAAUCUCUGAGUCCUUGGCAUUUGGGUGGGAGGGCAUGAGUAAGGAGACCAAUCUUCUUGCAGAUUUUUGUAUGCUUGAGAGAGAUUUUCAAAACUCCUCUGACCUCUAAGGUGUGUCUCACCUUUUCAGUUGGAUGUUGUACUUUUGGACAGAAUGAAGUAAGCACAAGUUCUUUGAAAGUAUAGACGGAGAAAUUUACCUUAAUAAGAGAGGAUUCUGGUGUUCUGAGUGCCACUUUUGCCUUAUGGAACACGCAGUAAGGCUCCUGUAUAGAUAAGGCUGCCAGCUCCGACACUUGGCUCGCAGAUGUGACAGCUACUAAGAAACAAUUCUUAAUGGAUAAAUAAAAGGCGAACACUGAAGUCAGAAGCUCAGAGGAAUGGCUUGUCAAAGCCCACAAAAAUAGUGAAAGAUCCCAUUUGGUGAAGAGUGGCAUGUCAGUCUGGCUAACCAGACUGCUCAAAGCAAUUUACUACCUGUGGAUUGUCUUCCAGGGAGCCUGAGAAGUAUUUUGGUCUCUGCCUUGGAACAAUUCACAAGUUGGCUGCUUGGACUAAAGGAUCUGGAAGGCAGAUGGGUGUGCCUUUGCAGACGUCGUUGUGGGCUGACCACUAUUGUAAGGAGUUGAACACCAGUGCUGGAACCUAUACUUUAUCUUCCUUGUGUUUCAUAGUGUGAUCCCACAUUGCUAAUAUGAAAGCUUGAAGACUUCUGGUGCAUGAUUAUGCCCAUGGAGAUCCAUAUGCAUUACACAACAAGUCCUAGCAGUUGGAGGCAUAGUGCUAUAAUAGGUUUCCUGUGGCUCUGGAGCAAGAAAAUUCCUGGGUGGACCCAGAGAACUUUUCUUGGCAUUGAAGCUGGGUGCCUGGAGAAGAUUUCACAUUCAAGAUGUGACCUUCUGUGAUGUGAUGGAGCUUUGAUCAGAAUGUCAUCCAGGAAGGGGUACAGGUGAGUUUCCUGUGACCUGAGUCUGGCCAUUAUCACAAUCAACAUCUUUGUAAAAACCCUGGGGGCCGAGGAGAGGCCAAACAGGAGUGUUAGGUAUUUCCAAUGUUUCCUGCUGUUUGCAAACUACAGAAGUCUGUGGGGGCAGAGUCUGAUGGAAAUAUGUGUCGUUUGGGUCAACUGAAGUCAAGAAGUCCCUUCUGGGACAGGUAUGAUACUGGAGAGGCCAUCCAUCCAAAACUUUUUCUCUAUCCACUUGUUGCUUUUGAGAUCGAGAAUGGCUCUGAUGCUCACCAUUUGCUGCUGUAUAAUAAAGAAGAUGGAGUAGAACCCGGAGAACCUUUCUUCUGAGGGAACCCACUCUAUCAUUCCCAUAUCUAAAAGAUAUAUUUUGUUCUAUAUCAGACUGUGUUUUACAGGGCCAUUGGGUGACUGGAUGAAGACUGGAUGGCUGGAGCCUGCAGCUCAAGGGGGUCUCUCUCGCUCACUACAUCCCUGACCCAUUUGUCUGUGGUCAGUGAAAACCAUUCUUCUAAGAAAUGGGAAAUUCUGCCCCGAGCUUCCGCUCUGGGUGGAGCCUAUGCAAUCUUUGUCAUAAAAUGGAUUUGGGAAGGUUGGGGGCUGAGGUCCCCCUGGAAUUUUCCCCGGUACUUCCAUUCUAGUUUUUCCCUCUGUGAAUUUGUUGUCCCUUUGCUGGUAAAUGAUAAACUUGGUACCUCUGUGAGGAUGAGAAGCAAAAGGAAUGCCUCUGUCCGAAGGCUGGUCUAUUUUCUAUUCUGAGGACCCUUAGUGGGGAAAGGAGAGACUGUUUAGAUUUUGCCAUCUUGUCAGCCACUAUCUUAUCCAGUUUUUCUUCAAAAAUGAGGAAGCCUGUAAACUUGGCUGAGCGUAGGACCUGUUUAGAGUAAGUAUCCAUCUUCAAGGGUUGAAGCCAUAGGCGGUGCCUGGUUACUGAACUGGAAACCGUGGCUUGGGCUGAAAACCUUAUUGUAUCCAUUGAGGUGUCAGUGACAAAGGCUGUUUCUGGGAAGACUCUUGAAAGUGGAGCCAAAGUCAGGGUCAUCUCAAAGCCCUAAGGGCAAAUGUUCCAAACAGGAAAGAGAUGCUCCUGCAAAGCAGGAAGCUGCCAGGAAUAUUCAGAAGGUGG